UUGUUAGUCGAGGGCUACCUGUAUUCCUUGUAUGCAGAGCACAACUUUUAAGACUGUUGUAAUAACAGGGAGAGGUUUCUGGGAGGGCUGCCUUUAGGCCUGUUUCUUUAGUCAAAAUACUGCUGACAAAGCUUUUUUUUAAGAGGAAAGAAUAUUAAACAGGUCUGUCUUUAGCAGUCCAGCUACUUCUUGCUCUGUAUUGUUAAUCAUUAGUCUUAAAAGUGUCUGCUGUUGCUAAAAUACUUUUUUUGAUGGUGCUGUUGCAUUUUCAGAAUGUGAGUUGUGUUUUUCCUAUAUAGAAAAAUGCAAAUUGUUUUGUGACAAGUGAACGGGAGGAAAACUUGGAUGUUCCAUAUCUGUCCUAUUUUAGACCUUAAACCUCUGAAUAUGUUGUCUUCGUAUUUUUCAGAUAACUUAUAACAGAAGUCAAAAGCCUUGUGUAUUGCUGCAUGUUUACUCUUGCCUUGGUUGAUGACUUGAAACACUACUAAAAUGCACCAGAAGCUCUUGAAGAGCGCUCAUUACAUUGAGCUGGGAAGUUAUCAGUAUUGGCCUGUUCUCGUUCCUCGAGGGAUUCGUUUAUACACCUAUGAACAGAUUCCUGUGUUCCUUAAGGAUAAUCCUUACAUCACUGACGGCUACAGAGCAUACCUACCUUCUAGGCUGUGUUUAAAAAGUCUGUUCGUUUUGUCCAAUGAGACAAUCAAUAUCUGGAGUCAUUUGCUGGGCUUCUUUCUCUUCUUCACUUUGGGCAUAUACGAUAUGACUUCUGUGUUGCCUUCUGCGAAAGCUUCCAGAGAAGAUUUUGUUAUUUGUUCUAUUUGUCUUUUUUGCUUUCAGGUCUGUAUGCUUUGCUCAGUAGGAUAUCACCUCUUCUGCUGUCAUCGCUCAGAAAAGACCAGUCGAAGAUGGAUGGCAUUGGAUUAUGCAGGAAUUUCGAUUGGGAUCCUAGGCUGUUACGUGUCAGGAGUGUUUUAUGCAUUUUACUGUAGUAAUUACUGGCGUCAAGUAUACUUGAUCACGGUGCUUGCUAUGAUUUUGGCAGUAUUCUUCGCUCAGAUUCACCCCAAUUACCUCACUCAGCAAUGGCAUCGACUGCGCUCGGCCAUCUUCUGCUCUGUGUCAGGCUACGGGAUUAUUCCCACCAUCCACUGGAUUUGGCUUAACGGUGGCAUCACGGCAUCUAUUGUACAGGAAUUCGCUCCCCGAGUUAUUGUGAUGUACUUAAUAGCCAUCAUAGCGUUUCUCUUCUAUAUUUCUAAAGUCCCAGAAAGGUAUUUUCCAGGACAGUUAAACUACCUCGGCUCCAGCCACCAACUUUGGCACAUUUUUGCUGUGGUGAUGUUGUAUUGGUGGCACCAAUCUACAAUGUACAUCAUGCAGUAUAGACACAGCAAGCCUUGCCUGGAUUAGAGUAAUGCACCCAAGUGCGUCAAAAAUUCUAUCCUCGCACCGAAGUUUGGACAUGUCUGCAUUUCAUGCUGAUUUUAGGAGCAACAGCCACAGUUCUCAUUGAAUCCUCUUUCUUUUAGGAAUAAUAUGUUAAUAGGCACUCCUGAUAUCAUUGAUCUCCACCAGCUGAGUAACUCUUGGUCCACUUAAGGAGGUUGAAAGAACUGCAGAUAACUCUGUUGUAUAUACACGACUUUUCUUUGAACUACUGAUAUAUAAACUAUAAUAAAACUUCGAUGUGGAGACUGUUUAUGCUAUCAACAAGAAAAGUUCUCCAAAAUGCAUGCAUGUGAAGUUCUCAUGACAUUUGCAUGCUGGGAUCUCACUUGAAAAUCCAUGUUAACUAUACCUUUUUAAUGUGCUCUGUGUUGUGCUGACGUUUCAUUUGAAAAAAAAAUUCAAAUAAGAUUUUUUUUAUUGGAGUUCCUUUUCCUUUUAAUAAAAGAGUCUCCAUAGAUUACCGGCGGGUGACUUUUAUCUUCAAACUAAGAUAAAUCGGUUUCUAAUCUUGGGAGCUUGUAGUUAGUGAGUCCAACAUGUGACAAGGGUCAAAAGAUUUUAGACUUGACUACAAAUGGCUGCAAGUAACACUCGCCACAAACUUGACCUGCUUGCUACUACUAGGAUAAAUGGAAUUCUUCUGAGCCAUUCUGCAGGAUAGUACCUGCCUAAUGCCAAACACAAAGUGCUUGCUUCUGCCUUGACAGCACUUUCUGCUGCCCUGGAAAUUUUGAAGAAAGAGAGAAAUUCAGCCAAUGCAGGGAAAAAAAAUCCGACUGGAAGCACGGCUACUUCAGGUUUUGAGAUUCAGGAGCCACGUCUCCACAACCUGGUGUCAAAAAGGGAUUUGCAGAGAAGAAUGAAGGAGGCCUUAUGCUGCUCUAACGUUGUUUGGAUACUUUCAGAAAGGUAAAUGAAACGAACGGCAAUACCAGAUUUCCACCUCUGAAGUCUGCAACUGCCCCAGGACUAUCAGCAAAGUUGAUAUGUGCCAAGAUCUGCCAUUGAAGCUGCAAGCAUGGCUAUAGAGCAAGGGUGUCAAACUGGUGGCCCACAGGCCAGAUGUGUCAUGCGCAGGCCACGUCCACCCAAGCUCCGCAAAGGCAAAAAAAAACAUUGUGAUACAUCAUGUGACAUCAACAUGAUGCGGCAAGCUUGACAUCAGUGCUAUAGAGGAAUCUCCAGAUGGUUUAUUGUGAAUGCAACUAAUUCUAAUGGAUUCCACUCCAACAUCUUUUUCCAUCUCCUAUGCCUUCCAUUUUUUUAAUGCUUUAAUGUUGUUGUUUUUUGCCUGAAACUAAAAUGAAAGCUACAGUUUUAUUUCAGAUGUAUUCCUCUAGCCUGGGACAACCAUUACAGAAAACUGUACAUUCAGAGUUAACUACAGGCGACUUAUGUCGUGGCAUCAUCACGUUUGUUCUACUUCAUCUUAGACUUUUAACUGCCUAGGAAAGUCGUGACAAUUGUUUGCACUGAAGUAUAAAGGCAAUUUUAUUUGGUUGCACUGUAGGUGUUGUGUAAAUAGUGCUUCAAUAAAGGGUUUGCCAAAAGGUAUGAUCUGCUGUGCUGCAUAGUAACAAAUAAUUGGGUAAGGAGGCCUGAAAAACCCAGCAUGGGAAAAGGUAAGGCUGUAAACUUUGAGAUACCCAGUGUCCUGCCAUUACUUUACAUGCUCAAAAGCACGUUAAAGAAAAUCUUGAGUAUUCUUGUGAGGUACUAGCAAAUCUCAAGAGGACAAAAUGAGCAGCUUUACAAUCCCUUGUGCCUCUUUAUACAUUUUUUUAAGACAAGUACUGCAAUGUGAGGUAAGAAAUGGAUCACAUUAGUUUGAAACAACUAGCCAUACUCUUGUACUGCACUCAGAAAGUUCCGAGUCUUUCUAAGUUAUGGCUUUGCCUCCCAAAUCAUGCUAAUCCAUGAAAAAUUGAGUAGCUGGGUUCACCCAAUUCCUUAAGCCCAAGCACAUAUGCUAUUUUAUAGAUUAAUAUGAGAAUAAUUUAGUCUUUGUGAUGGAUUAAUUUACACUGUAAAAGUUUGGCAGAAACCAAGGACCGUGGCAGUGGUCCUUAGGAUGUAGCUUAGUUUAACCAAUUACCAAGAAGCUGCUUAGUUAUUUUGUAGAAUAUUGCUAUAUUGCCCCAAUCGUAGUCUGAAAAUACAAAGAUCCAACUGCAUAAAACUUUUCAAGUAUUACAAAACAAUUACAAGUAGUAUAACACUUAUAGAUGCAGAGACAAUUUGGCCCAAAAUCAGAACUACCAAAAUAAUUACUGCUCUACAAAAUGUAAUUUGGGGGGGGAUUGGGUAUCCAUGGAUUCAUAACUCUAGUAAAUUAGGAAAUUUGCUAGCAAAAAUGUAACAAAAAUAUAUUUUCAUGAUGUGAUUUCCCACAAUUGUUCACAUUUGGCCAUAGCAAGGUAAGGGAAAGCUUCCAGUUAUCUAUCCCCAGCCUCACAAAAGCCCCCUCUUAACCACCAUCAAAUGGACUUGGGGGGGGGGCGGAAUUCUACAUUCUUCAAGAGCUCAAAAAAGGGCAAGUUGAGUUAUAGGUCCUGAUUUUUUCAAAUCUGCCCACCUGUGACUUAAAAACCAUAUCCAAUUGUUUGGGGUUUUUUUUCCCCAUAAAACACUCUUAAAAUAGCUAGAUAACAUUGAAAUUUCGCUCGGUUGUUAUUAACACAUCUUAGUAAACAUGCUUUCUUUAAAAAUGGUACAAUAAGACUUUAUUAUAACAGCUGGCAUUGGAUGGAACAAGAUUAAGUUAAAGGAGAUGUCAAUGAGAUCUUACACAUUGGAAAAAUCUUAUACAGUACUGGAAUGACAAGUUUUUACUUGUAACACCCCAGUCCCAUUGCAAAUUCACACAGUGGUUGGUGUUACAGAAACAUGGUAUCUGGUUGAUUAACAACUGGAAGUUGUUUUAUGUACAUCAUUUUUGCACAGAAAGGUCUGUAUUAGUGGUUACCCAUACACAUACAUGCACACAUACACACUGCACAACGCUUUAGAAAUUUCAAGUCUAACAAAAAAAGUAAAAUAUGGAAGUGUAAUUUUGAAAAGUGCACUUGAACGCUGUUUGCCAGCAAUUAGAAUGUAACAUUAUUGUUUUAUUCUUAAGUGAUGUUCUUAUCCCAGAAACUAAUCUAGGCAACAAUAUUCUCUUCAAAGCG
Molecule: messenger RNA, 4622 nt
Organism: Pseudonaja textilis
Lineage: Eukaryota; Metazoa; Chordata; Lepidosauria; Squamata; Elapidae
Source: RefSeq, a predicted model, not a curated record